AUGAGUCAACGCAUGAACCUGUUCGUUCCUUCAUUUGAAAUGGAUCAAGAGGAAGACGUUGCACGCAAGACGACGGAGAACGGAGGCAUCGGUGGUGGUGUCUGGAGGUUCAAAGGCAACAAAGCGGCCAAGGAAGCAGCAAGUGUCUCAAUGAAAGGUACUCUUUUUAGGUUAUUCGACUGCUGCAGCAAAGACGUUAAAAAGAGUAUUUUGCCCCUGGGUCACGGCGACCCUUCCGUGUACCCUUGCUUCGACACUUCCGUUGAUGCCGAGGAGGCGGUGGUUGAAUCCUUACGGUCUGGCUCCGCCAACUCUUAUGCCCCGGGGGUCGGUAUUUUACCAGCAAGGAGGGCGGUUGCAAAUUAUCUGAACCGGGAGUGGGACCUUCCACGUAAGAUGAAAUCAGAUGACAUAUUUAUGACGGUGGGGUGUUGCCAAGGGAUAGAGACAUUGUUUCAUGCCCUCGCUGGACCAAAGGCCAAUAUCUUGAUCCCGACUCUAAUAUAUCCCCUCUACAACAGUUACGCAAUUCAUAGCCUAGUGGAGCCUCGCAAAUACGAUCUCCUUCCCGAUCUAGACUGGGAGAUAGAUCUUCAAGGCGUCGAAGCCUUAGCAGACGAAAACACCAUUGCUAUGGUGAUAAUUAAUCCUCACAACCCAUGUGGAAAUGUUUAUACAUAUGAACAUCUAAAGAAGGUAGCUGAGGUGGCUAGAAAGCUAGGAAUAAUGGUGGUUUCUGAUGAAGUUUAUAAUAAAACUAUUUAUGGAGAGAAUAAAUUUGUCCCAAUGAGGAUAUUUUCAUCUAUUGCUCCUGUGAUUACAUUGGGGUCCAUAUCCAAGGGAUGGCUCGUCCCGGGGUGGCGGAUUGGUUGGAUCGCAAUAAAUGAUCACGACAACGUUUUUAAAACCACCGGGGUCGUUGAAUCCAUCAAGGAACAUCUCGACAUAAGUCCAGAUCCAUCAACAAUUCUACAGUUUGCACUUCCAAACAUCUUGGAGAAGACGAAGAAAUCUUUCUUCGAAAAGAAUAAUUCUACCCUAAGUCAAAACGUAGAUUUCGCAUUCGAUGCUCUCAAAGACAUUCCUUGCCUCACCUGCCCCAAGAAACCCGAGUCGUGUACUUACUUAGUGACAAGAUUGGAUCUAUCCCUCUUGGAGGACAUCACGAAUGAUUUUGAUUUCUGCAUAAAGCUGGCCCGAGAGGAGAAUCUCGUCCUUUUACCUGGGGAGGUAUUAGGACUGAAGGGUUGGGUGAGACUCUCGAUCGCAGUGGAGAGGUCGAUGCUAGAAGAUGCUUUCGUGAGGCUCAAAGGCUUCUACGCUCGCCAUAUUAAAACACGACUCAGUUAA
Molecule: messenger RNA, 1350 nt
Organism: Camelina sativa (false flax)
Lineage: Eukaryota; Viridiplantae; Streptophyta; Magnoliopsida; Brassicales; Brassicaceae
Product: S-alkyl-thiohydroximate lyase SUR1-like
Biological process (GO): L-tyrosine catabolic process; biosynthetic process
Cellular component (GO): cytosol
Molecular function (GO): L-tyrosine:2-oxoglutarate transaminase activity; pyridoxal phosphate binding
Source: RefSeq, a predicted model, not a curated record